AUGGCUUCACCGUCCUCUCCUAAAUCGCCGUCCUCUCCCAAAUCUCCAACUCCGAAAUCCCCUUCUUCUCGAAAGAAAGAUGAUUCGUUCCUGGGAAAACUUGGUGGAACUUUGGUGAGAAGGAAAAAAGCCAAAGAAGUAUCUGAGCUCCAGGAAGAAGGGAUCAACGCGAUCAACCUGCCUCUGAGCCCGUCCCAGUAUGAACUGGACCCAGAGGACACCAUGCUGGAGGAGAACGAGGCCAGGACCAUGGUGGACCCAAACUCAAAGAAUGACCCAAAGCUUCAAGAGCUGAUGAAGGUCCUGAUCGACUGGAUCAAUGAUGUACUGGUGGGAGAGAGGAUCAUUGUGAAAGACUUGGCAGAGGACCUGUACGACGGCCAAAUCCUGCAGAAACUCUUUGAGAACCUGGAGGGGGAGAAGCUGAACGUUGCCGAGGUAACGCAGUCCGAGAUCGCCCAGAAGCAGAAGCUGCAGACCGUUCUAGAACGCAUCAACGAAACCCUGAAACUGUCCUCCCGGAGCAUCCGCUGGAACGUGGACUCUGUUCAUGCUAAAAGCAUCGUGGCCAUCCUCCACCUGUUGGUGGCGCUGGCGCAGCAUUUCCGAGCCCCGAUCCGACUGCCCGAUCAUGUCUCCAUCCAGGUGGUGGUGGUUCAGAAACGCGAAGGGAUCCUGCAGUCUCACCAGAUCCAGGAGGAGAUCACCGGGAACACUGAAGCUCUUUCAGGGAGACAUGAAAGAGACGCUUUUGACACACUCUUCGACCAUGCUCCUGACAAGCUCAGUGUUGUGAAGAAGACUCUCAUCACCUUUGUGAACAAACACUUGAACAAGCUCAACCUGGAGGUAUCUGAACUAGACACUCAGUUUGCAGAUGGAGUCUACCUGGUGCUGUUGAUGGGGUUACUGGAGGGGUAUUUUGUUCCUUUGUACAACUUUUUCCUCACGCCAGAGAACUUUGACCAAAAGGUACAUAACGUGUCCUUCUCUUUCGAACUGAUGCAAGAUGGCGGUCUGGAGAAACCUAAGCCCAGACCGGAAGAUAUAGUGAACUGUGAUCUGAAGUCGACACUGAGGGUUCUCUACAACCUCUUUACCCGAUACAGAAAUGUCGACUGAGCGGGGGGAGGGGACACAUUUAGAGAGACAGACCACUUCCUGUUAUCCAAUGUCUUUAUUUCACUAAUGUAUGUUUGAGAGGAGUUGAUACGGCUUGUUUUGUCAUGUGAACAAUUGCAUGUAAAAGAACAGAAAAUCGUAUUCAGAUAUGCAGUAUCAUUGAUUGUAAACAUUUUGUGAUAUAGAAUGUUUAAUCAAUAAUCUAUUCAGUCUUUUUUUAUAUAUAUCUCAUAACAAAAAUUAGAUUUUUUUUUUACAUAAAAUAAAUAAAUGUCUUAAUGGAUACACAUCUAAACCUAAAAAUAUAGUCCUAAAAUAAAUGAAAAAUGUGACCAUAAAUAGACUAUGACAACAUAUUGUAUAUGUUCAUUACAACAACAAAUGUUGUACUUAAAGACACUUCUGCAUUCCCUUUGACAUUCCCAGACCAGAUUUCUUACAUCAUGUUAUAUGGAAGUGUCUUUAUUUGUGUGGAUAAGGUCAGUGUUUGAUGAGAUCUCUUAAGCUAUUUCUUUCAAACUCGACUACCAUGGUUUAUAUCCACUUAAAUGACACCUACGCUAUUCUAAAUGAGAUACUUCAGGAAAUCUUUUUUUAUGAUAAUUCUUACCAAAUCUUUGAACAAUAAAGCAUUCCAACUGA
This is a messenger RNA of Osmerus eperlanus (European smelt), 1764 nucleotides long. RefSeq names its product alpha-parvin-like. Gene Ontology annotation, cellular component: focal adhesion; actin cytoskeleton; cytoplasm. Gene Ontology annotation, biological process: actin cytoskeleton organization; cilium assembly; establishment or maintenance of cell polarity. The record is from RefSeq and is a predicted model, not a curated record. Gene Ontology annotation, molecular function: actin binding. The transcript is spliced from 13 exons. NCBI's taxonomy places the organism in Eukaryota, Metazoa, Chordata, Actinopteri, Osmeriformes, Osmeridae. The coding region runs from base 1 to 1122 and encodes 373 amino acids.